Caenorhabditis angaria is the source of this 673-nucleotide messenger RNA. The record is from the annotation of a GenBank genome assembly. NCBI's taxonomy places the organism in Eukaryota, Metazoa, Nematoda, Chromadorea, Rhabditida, Rhabditidae.
CUGCUUCUGAGAAGGAGCUGCCUUUGUGAUGGUAUAAAUGUUGCAUUUGGUUGUUCUCACAAGAAUUUAUUCAUUGCUCUCGUGGAAUUCUUUGAUACCACACUUGCUGGCUCAAUUAUCGUUUGGAACAUUGAUCAAAACUUCGGUUUGUAGUGAAGGAUUUGAUUUGAUCCUUCAGUUGGAAAAUGUGUAUAUUUCGAAAAUAUUUCUCAUUGCUCUUGUCAACAACCAACUACCGGAACAUCAGUUGUUGGAAAUUAUGCGGUAAUUUAGAAAAAAACAUGGAAUAUCCUAUAUAUUAUUUUUCAGGUAAUUGUUGCGACUCCAGUUCCACCCAGUUCCUCAAGUUGUCAAGUGACCGCGGGAAGAUAUUCGUUUUCAAAUCAAGGAAGAGAUUUAAAAGAUCAAAGGCAUCAGGGAAUUAUUGUAGUUGAUUUUACCAUAUAUCAAGGUGAGGGAAAAUUUCCAAGAGAAAUUCUGAUAUUGUAAUUUGAAACUGAUAAAUAAUUAUUUUUCUUGAUUUUUUAUUCGAAAAUCUUGAAAAAUGAUUAAUUUUAUCAGUUACAACUUGGAAUUUCAGUGGAGAUGCGGAAGCUAUGCCCAAUUUUUGAAUUUUUAGAGAAAAACUUUAAAUUUUGAAUAAUAAAUUAAUUGAACCUUUUUUUCAGAAUAA